Rhodofomes roseus is the source of this 1137-nucleotide messenger RNA. RefSeq lists its product as uncharacterized. The coding region runs from base 260 to 1093 and encodes 277 amino acids. NCBI's taxonomy places the organism in Eukaryota, Fungi, Basidiomycota, Agaricomycetes, Polyporales, Fomitopsidaceae. The transcript is spliced from 21 exons. The record is from RefSeq and is a predicted model, not a curated record.
GCGAGUGAACGGUUACCCGUCUAUGCUCUCGUCUGUCCGUGCGCUCGUUCGUCGAUGUUCGCCGCGCGGCCGACCGCGAUCGACUCACGCGGCUCACGCCGCUGUAACAGUGACAAACUGCGCGAACUGACUACACUCUAUGGCAGUAUGAUCACCCGCGAACCUUAACGCGUCUGGCGUCGUAUGCGGUCGCAGGGUACCCGUGUAUAAAGUCGCGAAAAGCUCGCAGACACUUCAAGUUCACGUUCCUGUACCUGAAAUGGCGAGCUUCAGUAUUGCUGGGUCUCUGGGCUCCCUCUUUGUGGGCAUCUUGUUAUCUAACCUUCUAUAUGGCAUAACUUGUGCACAAACCCUAUACUACUUCUACCACUACCGUGAUGAUAGAUGGAUUUUGAAGACUUGGGUAGCGUAUAUAUGGCUUCUUGACACGGCUAAGCUCAUGACGGAAGCACACCAACUGUGGUUUUACUUCGUCGUGCGACAUGACAAUCUGUUCGGUUUGCUCCAGCUUGACUCGUUUGUGGGGGGUGAACAGAUACUAGAGGGGUUGUUGCAACUAACGGUACAAUGGUACUUUCUGCACAAGAUCUACCGGCUCCUCAGGACAACGCGUUCGAGAUUGUUCUUCGCAAUCCCAGCGGCAGCGUUCUUUGUGCUCUCAAUAGCUUCAACUAUAUGGACGGUGUAUAAUUGUUUCGCCCACCCCGAUAUUGGCGGCACCCUGACUAGCGAACUGGACGCGGCUGUUCUCCUACUCGUCGCAUCUGUGGUGACGGAUGUUUACAUCACGUUCGCGCUGUGCUACUGUCUACAACGAACCACGACUGCUUUCGACAGAACCAAACAUAUCAUGUCCCGGUUGGUCACUUACCUGGUCAAUCGAGGGGCACUGCUUUGCGUGACUACUCUCGUGCUGCUCAUCAUGUAUUGCCUGGAUGCUCGAAACGGAACCUACUAUUCCGAAAUCCUACAAGCCCCGACGGGAUCGUUGUACGCGAACUCUCUUCUCGCCAUGUUGAACGUCAGAAACCAUCUUGGGCGAGCGGAGGUCAACGAAUCCGCGCUGCUACCUCUUCGACUGCGGCGCUCGUGACAUGUCACUGCUGAGUGCUGAGUGCUUGGCAACGUUGUCGGGAG